AUCGACGAGAAUGGUGACGGCUUCAUCAACCUCACAGAGUUGCGAAGCGCUCUGGACAUCUGUGGCUUCAAAAUGCCCGGUUACAAGGUCCGUCAGAUGAUCGAGGAGUACGACGACAAACAGAGGUCGGAGCACAAGGGCCGAUUGUCCUUCGAGGAGUUCGAGAAACUUUGCAAGGAGCUGAAGGCGAACGAACUGGGAUCCACGUUCAAACAGGUUGUCUCGAAGAAGGAGAAUCUAGAGACACUUGGUGGAAUCUCCGAGGCGUCCAGCGAAGGGACCACGCACUCUGUCAGAUUGGAGGAGCAACUUGCUUUCAGCGACUGGAUCAACACGAAUCUGUCGCACGAUCCGGACUUGAAACACCUGCUGCCCAUCGAUCCAGAAGGCAAGACCCUCAAGAUAAUCAACCACUCUUGCCCGGACACGAUCGAUGAGCGAACGAUCAAUAAGAAGAACCUGACCCUCUACAAGAAACACGAGAAUCUAACCCUGGCGCUAUCAUCCGCCCAGGCGAUCGGUUGCAACAUCGUGAACAUCGACGCUCACGAUCUGACGAAGGGCUCGCCUCACUUGGUCCUGGGCCUGCUCUGGCAAAUCAUACGAAUCGGCCUGUUCAAUCAGAUCACCCUGGAGAAUUGCCCGGGGCUGGCCACCCUUUUACAAGACGGCGAACGCAUCGAGGAUCUUCUGAAAUUAUCGCCAGAGUCGAUUCUGCUCAGAUGGGUGAACCAUCAUCUGGAGAACGCUGGUAUCGCCAGGCGAUGCCACAACUUCCAGUCGGACAUCACCGACUCGGAGAUCUACACGUACCUCAUCAAGCAAAUCGCACCGAACACAGCCGGCGUCACGUUGGAAGCUCUGAUGGAGCCGAACCACACCUCCCGAGCGGAAAUUAUGUUGCAACAGGCGGCCAAGUUGGGCUGCCGUAGCUUCGUAACGCCGAGCGACGUGGUCAACGGCAUCUACAAGCUGAAUCUCGCCUUCGUCGCCAACAUGUUCAACAACUACCCGGGUCUCGACAAACCGGAGAGCAACAUCGAGGGCUUGGAAUCGUUGGAGGAGACCAGGGAGGAGAAAACCUAUCGAAAUUGGAUGAACUCGAUGGGCGUGGUGCCUCACGUGAACUGGCUGUACUCCGACCUGGCGGAUGGCUUGGUGAUCUUCCAGCUUUACGACAUCAUCAAACCCGGCACCGUGAACUGGAACCGGGUGCACAAGAAGUUCACGAAGCUGCGCAAGUUCAUGGAGAAGCUGGAGAACUGCAAUUACGCGGUCGAGCUUGGCAAGACGAUGAUGAACUUCUCGUUGGUCGGAAUCGCUGGCCAGGACAUCAACGACGGGAACGCCACGUUGACACUGGCGUUGAUCUGGCAAUUGAUGAGAUCGUACACGUUGUCCAUUCUCACGUCGCUGGCAGGCACCCAGGGUAGCACCGUCGUCGAGAAGGAGAUCGUUCAGUGGGUGAACUCGAAGCUGCAAUCGGCGGGCAAAACGAGCGGGAUCAAAGGUUUCCAGGACUCGACGAUAGCCGAUGGGAAAGUGGUCAUCGACCUGAUCGACGCCAUUAAACCGGGCUCGGUGAAUUACGAUCUCGUGAAGGAGGGUGGAACCGAAGAGGAGAACCUGGACAACGCGAAGUACGCGAUAUCCUUGGCCCGGAAAUGCGGCGCGCGCGUGUACGCGCUACCAGAGGACAUAACCGAGGUGAAGCCGAAGAUGGUGAUGACUGUGUUCGCUUGCUUGAUGGCGAUGGACUACAUCCCCAAUAUGGACUCCGUGAAACAGCAGAACAACGUUGCGAACAAUAUUGCGAACAACAGUCAAUAA
Heterotrigona itama is the source of this 1830-nucleotide messenger RNA. Lineage: Eukaryota; Metazoa; Arthropoda; Insecta; Hymenoptera; Apidae. The record is from the annotation of a GenBank genome assembly.